This is a messenger RNA of Lathyrus oleraceus (garden pea), 1452 nucleotides long. Its product is annotated as zinc finger protein ZAT9. The transcript has a single exon. The record is from RefSeq and is a predicted model, not a curated record. NCBI's taxonomy places the organism in Eukaryota, Viridiplantae, Streptophyta, Magnoliopsida, Fabales, Fabaceae. Gene Ontology annotation, biological process: regulation of DNA-templated transcription. The coding region runs from base 121 to 1221 and encodes 366 amino acids.
CACACCUACUCCUACUCCUUUUGUGGUUUCUCAUAUCACAAACACACACACUCACAUACCAAAAAAAAAAAGUGUGUGUUGUAUUGGUGUGUCUACAUCAUAUUUUCAUUUUUCUUUUUUAUGGAAAAACACAAGUGCAAAUAUUGUUAUAGAAGUUUCUCUAACGGAAGAGCAUUAGGCGGACACAUGAGAUCACACAUGAUGAACCUACCCAUUCCUCCCAAACCAAACGACUCAUCUCCAUCACCACCACCACCGCCGCCACCACCACCACCACCAACAACAACGAUUCAACUCAGUUUCGAAGCCGAGUCAGAUUCAUCUCCUUCAUCGUCAUCUCUCUAUAGGCUAAGAGAGAAUCCAAAGAGAAGCUUCAUUUUCACAGAUCCCAAUCAAUUCAUCGACGCCGGUUCUAUAAUUCUCCAAGAAAGCAGAGAAAGCGAAACCGAAACCGAGUCGUCGAAAAAUCCAACUCGUCCACGAUCCAAACGAGUCAAGAAACUCGACACGGCGAAACCGAACGAGUCGGUGCUGAGUUCUUCAUCGGAUAUAACUACCGAAGAAGACAUCGCUUUUUGUCUCAUGUUGCUUUCUCGCGACAAUAACAACAAUUGGCGGUCUCGAACACAAACACAAACACAACAGCACAAUUAUCAAUAUCAUGAUCAAGAACAACAUCAUUAUUACGUCGAUGAAGAUGAAGACGAAGACGACGAAGAAGAAGUCGAAGAAAUGGAAGAAGAAGAAGAAAGUGAAGCUGAAUCUGAGGAACUGAAACCGUUGAAGAAAGUACGAGGAAGAUACAAAUGUGACACGUGUAACAAAGUAUUUCGAUCUUAUCAAGCACUUGGAGGACACAGAGCCAGUCACAAGAAAACUAAAUUAGUUGCUGGCGAUUCAACUUCACAACAUGAUGAGAAAAUUAACAUCGAAAACGUUAAUGUUAAUGUUGAAAAGAAAAUUCAUGAAUGUCCUGUUUGUUUUAGAGAAUUUUCUUCAGGUCAAGCUCUUGGUGGACAUAAGAGAACACAUGGUAUUGGAACAUCAUCAGCAUCAGCAUCAACAUCAACAACAACAAUAGCAGCGGUUACAGCAGCAGCAACAACAAACGUUGAGGUUGUUGUUCGAAGUUCUGCGAAAUUCGGAGAUAGUUUGUUAGAUCUAAAUCUUCCUGCUCCUAUGGAUGAUGGGGAUGGUGGUUCUGCGGUUUCCGAUGCAUAAUUUGUGAAACUUCAAUAAGGUUGAAAAACAAUGAAGAUUUCGUUUUUUUAUGUUUACUUUUUGGUGGUUAAGUUAUGAUGGAUCAAAGGUACACAAUUUUGGUUCUGUUUUUUGUUUUUUAGUUCAUUAGAAAAUUAUAAAUUUGCUCAUUGGUUAGCAAAUUGGGUUAUAUGGUUACUUUAUAGUUCAUACUUUUUUAUUUUAAUAAUGAAUUUAUAUAUGUAAUAAUAA